This is a messenger RNA of Glycine soja, 1124 nucleotides long. Its product is annotated as ER membrane protein complex subunit 3-like. The transcript has 8 exons. Gene Ontology annotation, cellular component: EMC complex; membrane. NCBI's taxonomy places the organism in Eukaryota, Viridiplantae, Streptophyta, Magnoliopsida, Fabales, Fabaceae. Bases 1 to 741 code for a protein of 246 amino acids. Gene Ontology annotation, biological process: protein folding in endoplasmic reticulum. The record is from RefSeq and is a predicted model, not a curated record.
AUGGCAGAAGAUCUGGUGCUGGAUACUGCAAUCAGAGACUGGGUGCUGAUCCCUCUCUCUGUGGUUAUGGUUCUCAUUGGGGUGCUCCGUUAUUUUGUUUCUAAGCUUAUGCACUCUUCUCAAACCCCUGACGCCAAAAUUGUUAAAGAAGGGCAAGUGAUCGUUAGAGCUCGGAAUUUACGUGCUGCGGCGAAUUUUAUUCCUUCCAAGGCUUUUCGUGCUCGCAAAAUUUAUUUUUGUAACGAGGAAAAUGGUCUGUUGUUUGUUCCAAAAGGCCAGGGCCAGAAUCCGCAAGCACAGAUGUUCUCUGAUCCAAACAUGGCCAUGGAUAUGAUGAAGAAAAACCUUUCAAUGAUAAUUCCUCAGACUCUUACUUUUGCUUGGGUGAACUUUUUCUUUUCUGGAUUUGUAGCAGCCAAGAUACCCUUUCCAUUGACACAGAGGUUUAGGUCAAUGCUACAGAACGGAAUAGACCUUAGCACAGUAGAUGUUAGCUAUGUCAGCAGUCGCUCUUGGUACUUCCUCAAUCUGUUUGGAUUAAGAGGAUUCUUUAGUCUCAUCUUGGGUGAAGAAAAUGCUGUAGAUGAUACACAACGUAUGAUGCAAAUGGGUGGAUUUGGAUUUGAUCCUUCAAAGGGUCUAAGUGCUGAGAAAGACAAUCUUGACAUAACCCAGCAUGACUGGGCCUUACCGAAUUUUGAGCAGCGGGCUGAAGCUGUGUUGAGGAAAGUCGUCAGUUAACCAUGUUAUGAUGUAGGAGGCUUAAUUGCUUACAUUUGCUGGAUACUCUCUGGAAAUUCUAUUGUUGCGGUAGGAGCUGUACCUUUUGCAGCAAAAGAUAUCAAAGAUCAUGUUGAGACAAUGAGUGGUCUUGAAACUUGACAUUUUUCAUUUUAUUAUCAGAGAAUGUUGUCACGAUUUUGUUGAAGCUAGAACUGAAAUUAUUCAUUCUUGCUUAUUUUUCUUAAUGCCAUAACCAUAAGACGCAUGAAGGCUUCCCAGGAAAUGUUGAGUUCUGUAAUGUGUUUCAAGACCUAUUCUAUCUGUAUCCACGCUUGGUACCCAUAAGUCCCACUUCCACACUCCUAGAAUUUUUACCCAAAUGUUAAAUACUCAUUUGAAUA